Messenger RNA from Nerophis lumbriciformis (worm pipefish), 900 nucleotides. Lineage: Eukaryota; Metazoa; Chordata; Actinopteri; Syngnathiformes; Syngnathidae. The record is from RefSeq and is a predicted model, not a curated record.
AUGGCGGAGGCCCGGGCCGUCGCGGCUCCACUAAAGCACCGGUUCUUCUGUCACUGCUGCAAGUGUGAAACGCAACCUCAGCUGCCGGAUUUUGUCUGCCCCAGGUGCAAGUCGGACUUCAUUGAGGAGGUAGCAAAUGACUCCAGACUCUUGGAGAACAGCACACCAGAGACCAAUGAUGAUUCCAACUCGUUGUUCUCAGAAUUAUGGCAGCUGUUGUUUAUGGAGCGCUCUGCUCUGCUGUCGCACCCGCCGUCGUCAGAGUCGGACCGGGAAGACGUCGAGAUGUUUCUCAGUGGUCACGGUCAUCUUCCGCUAGUACCACCGGGCAACGCUGAGGUCAGAGAACUGCAGUUUCUCUCCCAGCCCGGAGAGGAGAGGUCAGCCCAACCUGAACAAAGGCCUGAAAUGGAAGGGAUUGUGCAGCACUUCUUGGCCGACUUGUUUACUACCAAUGGAAAUCCCGGCGCCGCUCCAGCUGCACUAUCAAGCAUGCUGCAGCUGUACUCAAACCCAGCAGAUUAUGCAUGGGGUCAGGGAGGUUUGGAUACAGUCAUCACAGAGUUAUUAGGACAGUUGGAGAACACAGGUCCACCUCCAGCUGAAAAGAACAUGAUCUCAUCCUUGCCGACAGUUUGCAUCUCUGAAGAGCAAACAGAAUGCAGACUGGAGUGUACAAUUUGUAGGGAGGAGUAUUCAUCAGGGGAAUCUGUCCGGAAGUUACCCUGCCUCCAUUACUUCCACAGUCAGUGUAUAGUACCGUGGCUGGAACUGCAUGAUACCUGCCCGGUGUGCCGAAAAAGCCUCGACGGUGUUGACAACAGCCUCCUCCUGCAUGCAUCGCAAUCUCCACAGGGUCGCUCCAUAAGGACAGAGCAACAGGGGAGGCAGGCCAUUUGA